Ambispora gerdemannii is the source of this 741-nucleotide messenger RNA. The record is from the annotation of a GenBank genome assembly. Lineage: Eukaryota; Fungi; Glomeromycota; Glomeromycetes; Archaeosporales; Ambisporaceae.
AUGAGUAGUUCAAUAUCGCAAAAAGAAAAUAAACUCAUAAAAUUUUAUAAAUUUUUGACGCAAAAACUUAAAUUUCACGAUCUUUCAUCGGCAAAAUCCAAAGAUAAUGACGAAAUCGCCACACAUUUCCCAGAACUAUUAACAGAGAUGAGAAAUGUAAUCGAUCCAGGGCCUAGAGAUGAACAUUUGUUCUCUUGUAUCGAAGAUUGGUGCAAUUCUCACGGCAUAACUGAAAAACAAUUGGUACAGCAUGCUCGUGUGUUGGUGAAAACGAAUUUGGAGUAUGCUUGUCUGUUAGGAUUAUGCUAUCAUUAUGGCGUAGGGACCUCAAGGAAUUAUAAAAAGGCUUUUAAAUAUUAUUCGAAAGCCGCACAUUUUGGAGAUCGAUUUGGGAUGAAUCAACUGGGAUGGUGUUUUCGUAAACAAUUAGGUACUAAAUCUAACUUAGUUCUUAGUACACUAUGGUAUCAGCGUUCAGCGGCAUCAGGGGAUCCUACCGGUCAAUGCAAUCUGGCAUUUUGUUUAUACGAGGGAAACGGCAUCAAAGCAAACAAAUACAUCGCUUUCAAAUUGUUUGAGAAAUCCGCUAUUGCUGGAAUUGAUACAUCGCAACAAAAAGUCGCAAAAUUAUAUUUACAUGGAAUUGGGACAGAGCGUGAUAUUCAUAAAGCGAUAAAAUGCUGCCGAGACUGGAUGAACACUUCAGAUAACAGAGUUUUUUCUCAUCAUAUAUUUCGCUAA